UCUCUGGCCUCUGGAGGGACCACCGUUGCCGCCGCUUCGGCUUCCGCGAUCUGCGUUCGAGCUAAACCGCCACAGCGGCCGCCCCCGCCGCGCUCGCCUCGCUCUUUGGCGCUGUCCACGUGCGUUUCCCCCGGCAGCCGCCCGGGCUCCAGCCGCGGCUGCGGCCGACAUGUUGUGAGGCGGCGGCGGCGGCGGCGGCGGCGCGGGUGUCUGAAGGAUGGUUUGGCAGAGGCGGCGGCAGCGUCUGCUGGCGGCGGCGGCGGCUGCCGCGGGGGUUCCGGCGCUGUAGAGCCAAAGCCGACCGGGUGUCCGCCUGGUCCCGCGGCGAGGCCGGUGUCCCUGGACCUUGCCUCUGCUCUGGCGCUGCAGGGGGCAGGUUAAGGCGACUGCAGCCGCCCCCCUCGACUCCCACCCCAAAGAAGACGCGAAGGUGGUUCCCCAAAGUGCUCAAAUUUCCGGACCCUUCUGCUAGCCCCUCCCCGACCUGGACCGAGAGCUCCUCUGAGCGCGAAGCCCCCUCGGCUUUCCCUCCUCGACUCUCACCCGGGGGACCCUCGCCAGCUCCUCCCCGCCCCCUCCGUCCUCCUCGCGCCCCCCCGCCCCCCUCCCGGUCUCUCUCCGCCGGCGGCCUCAGGAGAGAAACCUCGGCGGGCGGGCGGGCGCUGGGGGAGUCUGUGGCAGUCGGGGCGCCCGGGGGUGAGGAAGGGGACGAUGGCUUCCUCGUCCGGCAACGACGACGACCUCACGAUCCCCCGAGCUGCCAUCAAUAAGAUGAUCAAAGAGACGCUCCCGAACGUGCGGGUGGCCAACGACGCCCGCGAGCUGGUGGUGAACUGCUGCACCGAGUUCAUCCACCUCAUCUCGUCCGAGGCCAACGAGAUCUGCAACAAAUCGGAGAAGAAGACCAUCUCGCCCGAGCACGUCAUCCAAGCACUAGAAAGUUUGGGCUUUGGUUCCUACAUCAGUGAAGUAAAAGAAGUUUUGCAAGAAUGUAAGACGGUGGCAUUAAAAAGAAGAAAGGCAAGUUCUCGUUUGGAAAACCUUGGCAUUCCUGAAGAAGAGUUAUUGAGACAACAACAGGAAUUAUUUGCAAAAGCCAGACAGCAGCAAGCAGAAUUGGCCCAACAGGAAUGGCUUCAAAUGCAGCAGGCUGCCCAACAAGCCCAGCUUGCUGCUGCCUCAGCCAGUGCAUCCAACCAAGCGGGAUCUUCUCAGGAUGAAGAAGAUGAUGAUGAUAUCUGAUGAUAUUCACCAGCUGAGUUCCUAUUUCCUCUAUUUUUUUCCUUGCACAAGAAAACAGUGAAAGAAAUGCUUAUCUGUAAUUUUGUAUGCAUCUUGGUGGACUUGCCAUUGGUAUUCUAAGGAUGUCUGCUGUUAAGUUCAUCUAUUGUGUGCUAUUCAUGUAAAAAUGGUCUCUUUGAACUAUUGAAAAUUUAAGAUUCAGUAUAAUACCAAUUUUGGAUUUUUAAUGGUGUUUAUGAAAUUUUAGAUAGCAGUGAAUUCUUUAUUUGAUCAAUAAACAGUGUUACAGAAAACUUCAAGUUUAUAAAGAUAGAAAAAUUUAUACAGAAACUCUAAAUCUGUACUUGCAUUUCCUCUACCCUUUUAACUAAACUAAGAAUUGGGAAUUUUAAAUUACUGGGGGAGGUGGGGUAUCGUAUGAUGCAGUAGACAUUAGAUUGGAUUGGCAAAAAAAGAGUUGGGUUCUGAGUAUCUGAAUUUUUUUUUUGUGUUUUAAAAUGAGUAUAACUAUAGGAAAAUAUAUGUGCUCAGAUAUACUUGUUUAAAAAGUAUGAGAACAAGACAUUCAGAAACUAAUUUGGAGUAUGUUCAUAUUAGUUACAUAAAUUUGGUGGGAUUCUCAUUUUAUUUUUAUUUUUAUGUAGAGGUGAAAACUACAGUUUUAUUAUGGCAUAAUUCAUCAAGCAACACUAUUCCAUUUCAAAGACGGCCCAAUUUUGAAGACUGUCAUGAUUCUUACUAUUUCACUCCAUUAAUUGUUAAUAGUAUUACUUGCUUAGUACAUCCAUGUGUUUUUGAACUUGUGAAACAAUUGUUCAGGGUUCUGUUGGUUUAAUGAAGGUUUAUGAAUAUUAAGACCUAUGCUGGGAGAAAGAAAUGGAAAUAGUUAAUAAGCAUGCUUGUUAGAAAGGAUUUUUGUAAUUUAACUUGUAGUUGUAGUUUACUUAGUGGGUUUUUUUUGUUUUGUUUUGCAUUUUACAUUUUCUUGACUAGAUUGCCCAGAGGUCCAUUGCUUCCUUUUGAAAUGGCAUUAUUGUCUCCAUCUCAAUUGAGUAAUAGCUUUAAAAGUGAUUAGUUUUGUUUAAGAAACGUGUCAUAACUGAUCAGCCUCAUAUGAAACAUAGUUUCAACUUGCUCAUUAAAAGGGAGAAGCUUUAAUUUGGUUCCAGUAAAUAAAGUUUGGUAGUGAUUUUUAUAGAAAUCCAGUGUGUUCAUAGCAUAUUAUUUGUAUUUUGGAAAUAGAAUGAAAAGGCCACUUGAGGAUAGCAUGAAGUAAUCCAAAUUCCUGUGUUAGUUGCCAAAUCAUUUAAAUUUCUAUAUUCACCAGGCCCAAGGAUAGAUUGUGACUGCCAGAAUUCCAGUUUUAAUUGAGGACUAAGUAAGUAAAGAUCAUAAAUAUUAGAUUUCUUAAUGAUGAUAUUUCUCAGUUUUAGAAAAAGCAAAAAUGUCAUAUAUUUAUAAAUUACGCUUUUCCCAUGCCAUGAAAAGUUCAUCUUGCUGAACAUUUUAAGUUUCCAUGUUUUAAGUUGAAAUUGAUACUGUGUUCAUGCAGUGAGUUUGGGUAAGAUAGAAGGAAUUUUUUUUAAAGUACCAAAGGUAGUCUAGUUGAAGAAAUGAUAAAUUAAUAAGUAUUGGCUUUUCUAAUUUGUACUGUAACAUCUUAUACUUUCUAUAGUAAGUAUAUCUGUUUCUUAAGUAAAUAAUUUAGAUAUUUUUCCACACUUUUUUUCUGAUGCAGAGUUCAGGUUAAUUAAUAUUUUACUGCAUCUGAUGUAUUACAUGUUCAAAACCCAGUGAAUUCUCAUUUUGACAUUCUUGUGAUUUCAUAUGCUGUAUUCUUCAAGCAAUAAAAUUCUGAUGUUUUAUAAAUUGUUUUAUAUUUAAUAAUAUAAACAGAUUAAUGGCAGAUUUCUUUUAUUACCAUUUUUACUAGUUUUAGGAAUCUUAGACUCAGAAGACAUUUUGGUCAUUUGUUGUAUAGUGCCUGACAUUCUCCUUUAUUUUUUUUUCUCUUCAGAAAAUCUGGUAGUAUUUAUGUUUUUAGCACUUACAGUCAUAUGAUCCAGACAAAGCAAAGCUAAUUAAGCAUUGUUCUACUUUCAGCUUAAACUUUACUAUUUAAAAGUCAUUUGUAAUCUAUCUAUUGUUGAAAUUUUGGAAAUAUUUUGGAGCGAGAAGCAAAAUUGUUAGAGUAAUUGAGAAAUAAAGUUAUUGUUUAGUUAA
Sorex araneus (European shrew) is the source of this 3465-nucleotide messenger RNA. RefSeq names its product down-regulator of transcription 1 (gene DR1). NCBI's taxonomy places the organism in Eukaryota, Metazoa, Chordata, Mammalia, Eulipotyphla, Soricidae. Gene Ontology annotation, cellular component: negative cofactor 2 complex. The coding region runs from base 712 to 1242 and encodes 176 amino acids. The record is from RefSeq and is a predicted model, not a curated record. Gene Ontology annotation, molecular function: core promoter sequence-specific DNA binding; general transcription initiation factor activity; protein heterodimerization activity. Gene Ontology annotation, biological process: RNA polymerase II preinitiation complex assembly; negative regulation of transcription by RNA polymerase II; chromatin remodeling. The transcript is spliced from 3 exons.